Sorghum bicolor (sorghum) is the source of this 1643-nucleotide messenger RNA. RefSeq names its product probable WRKY transcription factor 12. The transcript is spliced from 3 exons. The record is from RefSeq and is a predicted model, not a curated record. Gene Ontology annotation, biological process: regulation of DNA-templated transcription. Gene Ontology annotation, molecular function: DNA-binding transcription factor activity; sequence-specific DNA binding. NCBI's taxonomy places the organism in Eukaryota, Viridiplantae, Streptophyta, Magnoliopsida, Poales, Poaceae. The coding region runs from base 218 to 1105 and encodes 295 amino acids.
CAAAAUUAUUUCAUUUUUUGUCCCUAAUAGCUCCCAAGUUCCCCAACAACAACAAGAUCGAAGCAGUUUAUAUCACACACGGACACACCUCACUUUGCUCCGAGAUCGAUCGAUCCUCUAGCUACCGCUACUCCUGGGGAAAGCAAAGCAAAGCAAAAGCCAGAGAGAGAGACGACUGAGAGACAAAAUAGAAAGGAGAAGAAAGGGAUCGAGGACCAUGUUCCCGUCGCCAGGGAGGACGGUGAUGGCGCUGGGCCACGGUGGCCAGCACAUGACCUCGUCGUCCACCGCCGGAGCCGCCGGCGGCAUGGCGGCCGCCUCGUCGUCGUCCACCCCCACCAUAACCUUCGCGUUCCAACCGUCCCCUCCGCCGACGAGCGGCCUCGCCCUCGCCCACCAUGGCGUGCUAGGUUACGGCUCCUCUUCCCUUCUCCUGGACCACCACCACCACCCAACAACCACCACCACCUCCUCGGCGGCCUCUUCCUCGCACGCGGCUUCGUCCAUCACCCUCCACCACCACCUCCAUGGCCAUGCAGCAGCAGCAGCGCCGCACGCUUCCCUUUCCCCUCCCACGAGGGCGUCGCCUCCUCCUCACCCAUGGUCGACGACGACGACGGCCUGCGAAGAAGCAGGAGGGCCGGCGCCGGCGCAUGAUCGCCAAGCAGGCCAACAAGGCGGGAGGCCGCCGAGGGGGAAGGGAGCUGCUGCGGUGAUCAGCGAGGGGUCGGCGGCGGCGGCGCUGGGGGUGGGCGCCGUGAGGAUGAAGAAGGCGGGCGGCGGCGGAGGAGGAGGAGGAGGGAAGGCGCGGCGGAAGGUGCGCGAGCCGCGGUUCUGCUUCAAGACGAUGAGCGACGUCGACGUGCUCGACGACGGCUACAAGUGGCGCAAGUACGGCCAGAAGGUCGUCAAGAACACGCAGCACCCAAGGAGCUACUACCGUUGCACGCAGGACAACUGUAGGGUGAAGAAGCGGGUGGAGCGGCUAGCUGAGGACCCUCGCAUGGUGAUCACCACCUACGAGGGCCGCCAUGUCCACUCCCCGUCCCGCGACGAUGACGACGACGCUGCGCGCGCCAACGCCGAGAUGAGCUUCAUCUGGUAGUAGCCUGCAAAUCCGGCCAUCUCAAUGUCAUCGUCGUCGUCGUCGCCAGUAAAGUUUCGCCAGCCAACCAGCACAGCUGAUCAAUCCUGAAUUAUAUAUCCAUCCAUGCAAUCAUCGUGUGUGUCUAGCCAUUGCAAAUGUUGAUCGCUGGUACGUAGGAUGUAAACUGCACAUGCUCCUACUGUUGUAGUUAAUUAGCUAAGUAGCGCGCAUCAAGGUUAUGGUGGACCAAAUAAUAUAUAUAGCUAGCUGAAACGUGUUCUUCUAGAAUUAGCAAUGUUUAUUGCACUGCCUAGUAAUACUUGCUACUUUAAAUUUAAAAGGUUAAUUAAUAAGUUUGUUGAUGAUAUGAUGCUAGGUUGUUCUUCCACCUUCACUAGUUAGGUUAAGGUGUCAUCAGUAGAUAUGGCCAUAUAUAUGGGUAUAUCUGCUGUGAGCAACUUGUGGAAUCUUCUGUGUAGAGGAUAGACAUCCUCGACAAUAUAUAUAAUAAUGUGUAUGAAUGUAUAAUGCCAUGAUGUAUGAUUUCUUUACCUUC